CGGAAGCGACACGGAAAGCAAAGCGCAGCGUAUUUUUCGGGAAUUCCUAAUUUAUUAAGGACUGAUUUUGCGUGUAGUGUUUUAUCAACAUCUGUUCCACACCGCCACUAUCGAAGAAUGCUGAAAGCUCAAACAAAGUUUUCUGAAAGAGCGUUUCUUGAACGUCGUUGAUGUAAAUAACCUUGAACUUAAUUUCGUGGUUAUCAGUUUAUUGGCUGAACAAAGUUGUGUGUAUUUCCGUACAUAUUAUGUGUCAAAUGAUUUGGUAACGAGGAAAGCUAAAACUUGAAAGCAGUCAUGGCGAGUUUUGAUUCAACAGACCUGAACUUGGACCAGACAGUUACUAACUUACCCAGACACCCAAUAAAAAGAUUCGAACCAGCUUUGCGUAAAUUUGAAGUGGCACUUCCAGCGGAUCUUGCCAGACUUCAGCAACACAAGAAAAACAUGGAAACGUUUUACAGUUCAGUAGCUUGGUUUGAACUGAAUAAAGAACAAAUAAAUGCUGCAAGAACAGUUCAGCAAUUGAAAUCCCACUUGAAAGAAAUGGAAAAAAUACGUAAACAGGUACAGGUAUCAGAUAUUCCUGAGUUUGACCAGCGAAUCAAGCCGCUACAGGAGGAAAUCUUGGCUGGAGUCAGUUCUUUUAGAGAGGUGCAACAGAUGUAUGCUCGGGAAAAACAGGACAAGGAACCUAAGAGGAUGCCUUUUGCCAGAUACAAAGAUACUUCAUUACCACCGGUAACCACCACAGAACCAGAUGGCAACUCUCAAAAGCUUCAGACCUUGGUUGUGGUAGACAAAGACGCAGUCGUAUCCUGGGACUCACUGAGAGCCGGUUUAAUGGAACUGAAUGAUCUCAUCCAUGAUUUCUCAACUAUCGUUCAUGAGCAACAAGACACAAUCGACUCCAUCGAAGGCAACAUAGAGAGUGCACAAGUUCAUGUGGAGGAAGGCACCAGAGCGUUGGGAAAGGCCAGCAAACUCAAAGCAGUUACCUAUCCGCUGAUUGGCGCGGCAGUGGGAGGGGUGUGUGGGGGACCUUUGGGAUUAGCCAUAGGAUUAAAGGCCGGAGCAGCCAUAGCCCUUGGGGGAGGAGUGUUGGGAUAUUUUGGUGGAAGAUACUUCAAGAAAAAACAAGAAGAAGCUACUGAUAUCCAGCUUGAUAACUUGAGUUCCAGCAGAGAAGUAAAAAAGUAUCGGUGAAGUUUUCAAAGAGGAACUUUUGAUACUCGAGGCGGAAUAUGUUUUGUUGUAGAUGGCUGUGAGACAGUUUUCGGCGCAGUAGUUUUUUGGUUUUUUCAGUGUUCUCUUUUUUAACUGUUCUCAGCGUCAAUGUACUGGUAGUGAGCGAGAGGUUAGCGAUCAGGGAACAUAAACACUACAAGAUGACUUUAAUUAGUCAUAUUUUUGAGGCAAAGCUUCAAAACGCAUUGUUUUGAACUCAUAUGAAAACGUAGAGGGAAUUUUAGUCAGUCACGUACAUCAUGAAUUGAAGAAUUAUUUAACAACAGUGUAAACAAAUACAGCAUUAGAUGCAUUGCUAAGAAUUAGGUCUAACGAAGGUCCCUUAUGGUAACGAGAACGGAUGCGAUUUAUUGGGAGUCAUCUGUGAGAAUAAAAAUAGUAAGUCUAGAAUUUUUGUCACUAAAUAAACGAUAGGUUACAGAGACCGGUGCUAAAAAUGAAAA
This is a messenger RNA of Pocillopora damicornis (cauliflower coral), 1691 nucleotides long. RefSeq names its product syntaxin-17. Gene Ontology annotation, cellular component: plasma membrane; endomembrane system; SNARE complex. Gene Ontology annotation, biological process: exocytosis; vesicle fusion; intracellular protein transport. NCBI's taxonomy places the organism in Eukaryota, Metazoa, Cnidaria, Anthozoa, Scleractinia, Pocilloporidae. Gene Ontology annotation, molecular function: SNARE binding; SNAP receptor activity. The record is from RefSeq and is a predicted model, not a curated record.